AUGGAAGAUGAAGAGAAAACAACCCAUGUUGGAGCAGCAACCAACGGAGGAGAAGACACAACAACAUCAAGAGUAUUCCCCUGUUUGUUCUGCUCAAGAAAGUUUUACAGCUCUCAAGCCUUGGGGGGUCACCAAAACGCCCACAAGAAGGAAAGAACCGCCGCGAGGAAGGCCAAACGGGCGUCUCAUGAGAAUGGACCGCUAAACUUCUCAACUCAUCCGCAACAACAACCAAUGGUUUUUGCCCCUAAUCACCAUUUAGGCCUUUUGCACCCUUCAAUGUACAUAAACGCCCACGCAGCCACUUUCCGCUACUUCCCAACUCAACACCAAUUCUCCGACCGUUUCGGGUCCAAUGGUGCGCCGAGGUUCGACAACUUUGUGUAUUAUGGUGGAAGUUGUGCGGCCAAUGGAUGUGAAGAGGACGAGGAAAGCUUCUUGAAUUGGCAAAGAAGCAUAAGAACAUGCAAUGCAUUUGGUGGUGAUGGUGGUGGUGGAUCAUCUCAACAUGCAUCAUCAGUCACGAGUGUCAAUCACAAUCUUGGGAAUUGUGAUAAGGGUAAAGACCCAAAACUUGAUCUUUCUCUCCAUCUAUAG
Messenger RNA from Morus notabilis, 597 nucleotides. Its product is annotated as protein LATE FLOWERING. The transcript has a single exon. Bases 1 to 597 code for a protein of 198 amino acids. The record is from RefSeq and is a predicted model, not a curated record. Lineage: Eukaryota; Viridiplantae; Streptophyta; Magnoliopsida; Rosales; Moraceae. Gene Ontology annotation, biological process: negative regulation of abscisic acid-activated signaling pathway.